AUGGCGACGAGGACGCCACGGCCAACCAGGAGGCGGCCGCCCGCGAUGGGCAAUUCAGCAAGUGAUGAGGAACUGCGGGCAACCUCACCACCGAUCCUAACCCUCCCGCGGCACGUAACCACGCAAUCCACCGCCGCAUGGGACAGCUACUUCACCGGGCAGCCGCCUCCGGCCUUGGCCACAGCAAGUGACGCGCCUAGCAUGCCCUUCACGGCGAGCUCAACAACCACUGCAGCACAAAUGCCCCCAAACACGCGCACCCUCUCCCCGUCUCCGUCCUUGUCUCAAUUUCCGCUACCACCCCUGAACUGGCCGCUCCUGAUCCAGUCUCCACUGUCCCAAGUCGCCGCCUCGUCCAGCACAACAAUCGAUUCAGGGCCAGACAUGCCAAUCUCACCCACGCCGUCGCUGUUUCCCGUGCCGCCUACUCAUACGCAACGACAGGAGCAACAGCAACGACUUCCUGGUAUUAGACCACCCCCGGUGCAGAUCCCGUACAACUCGAACUCAGUCUACUCGGAAAGCUCGCUCAUCUCGCUUUACUCGCCCUCCCACACCCCAUCAAAUGCCGCACAUCUGUCCAACGUCUCACGCCGACACUCCGUCGAUUCCAACGACAGCGCAUCCGUAUAUUCGGAACCGGCCGCAGAAUGGCCACUUCCCGUACCCCCAUCGACUCUCUCAGCAUUGCAUCAAUGCCGGCAUAAUGGGCAGGACCCCGGGGUCGUCGCUGAGCCCAAACCACGGCCCAGGAGCCAUCAAAGGGCCAGCAGCAGCAACAGUACCAUCCGGCCUCGACUGAGCAUCGACUUUACGGAAUCGAUUCCACCCGCUUCUUUUUCCCCUCGUCCUACUGGCACCCACGUCCGUAGUAAAUCUGAACGUUCAAAUCGACGGGAAGUUUCGGUCAUGCCGGUUACGCAUCUGCCAGGCGCAAAAGCCGAAUUAAUCCAGGCACGGGCAGUUUUCACCAAUCGGUUGGAUCCCACGUUCUAUCCCGAGCCCAAGCCGAGUCCAUUCCGGGACCAAGUAGUUGACAAACCAAACAAGCUGGCUGGGAACGAGCCGGUUUCGCGGUACCUGCCAGAGCCCGAACUCAUGUCUGGUACCAUUCAAAUUAUCAACAACAUCUCAAAACCGGAAGCAAUCCCAGGACGACCCGUCAUCAUGCACCCGGAACCCCCACCCCGGUCAGAGCCCCCACCAAGCAAACCGUGCUAUGAAAUCCAGCAAUUACAACUGCGACCGCAACCAAACGUAAUCCGAGGAAGGGCGCUGCUCACGCAAUACCUCCAGGAAUCUCGAAAAGACGUAUUCGAAGCCGAAGAAGCGAAGCAGAGCAGUAGACCGAAGGGAUCCGCCCCGACUGCGCGGAGCCGAAGUCGGUCUCGGCGGAAAAUCUGGAUUGCCGCCGUGUUCGGCACCACAUGUUUCUUGAUUGCGGUCGUGAUAGUGAUUGGGGUUGCCGUCGGCGCGUUCCAGACGAAGGAUGUCGGUGCUGAUCCAGGAGGUGGAAACAGUUAAGGUUGACUGGGCCUUGUUCAUCCGCCGGUGAAUGUGGCUGUCAAUGGAGAGACUUCAUGUACAAUACGAAAAACGAAGAGAGGAAAGUGCGAGGUUGUAGUUUCGGUUUUUUUCUGAAAAAAGCAUAUGAAGGACCUCAUCAUAACCUAGUUACGGUAGCGGCUGUAAGGAUUUGAGAAAUACGUGC
Pseudomassariella vexata is the source of this 1711-nucleotide messenger RNA. RefSeq lists its product as uncharacterized. Bases 1 to 1524 code for a protein of 507 amino acids. The record is from RefSeq and is a predicted model, not a curated record. The transcript is spliced from 2 exons. Lineage: Eukaryota; Fungi; Ascomycota; Sordariomycetes; Amphisphaeriales; Pseudomassariaceae.